GCCACUUCCUGCCCUCAGCGAGGACCCUCUCCCGGGGCCGCCCCCCGGGACACUGGCCUCUGCCCCCUCGAGCGCUGGCUCCCGCGUCACCCCCUCCCGCGGUGGCCGCUGAGGGCCCUGCCCGGCGCUGCCACCCUCCACCCUCUCCCCGGGGAAUCAGUUGAUUCUCGGCAUCCCCAGAAAAGGCACUGGGGGCUGGAGCUGGCUCCGAGGCUGGCGGGGUCUGUGCCCUGUCCCCGGAGGAGCCCCCGGGGUCACCAUGAGAGAGACCUUCGAGGCCCUCAGCUCCCUGGGAUUCUCCGUGGGACAGUCGGAGAUGGCCCCCCAAAGCGAGCUUGGGGCAGGGUCCCGUAAUGCGCAGGCGCAGGUGUUUCCGCCCAGGGAAGAGAGAGCACCGGGCUUGUGCUCGGGGCACGAGUGCUCCCGGCCCGAGGAAGGCAGCCACGCAGAGCAAGCCGAGGCUCCUGGUGGAGGGGGCCUGGCGCACACACCGCGGAAGGCAGAGGCCACAGGCCCGGGCGCUUGCCCAGGGGAGGAGUGGAUGAUCCGCAAGGUGAAGGUGGAGGACGAAGACCAGGAGGCAGCAGAGGAGGUGGAAUGGCCCCAGCACCUGGCCAUGCUCCCCGGCCCCUUCCCGGCGCCUGACCUGGGGCCCCUGGCCGGCGCCUACAAGCUGGAGCCCGGGGUGCCGGCGACGCUGGGUGGGCUGGCGCUGGCCGGGUGGGCGCCGGCCUCGGAGAAGCCCUAUGGCUGCGGGGAGUGCGAGCGGCGCUUCCGGGACCAGCUGACCCUGCGCCUGCACCAGCGGCUGCACCGCGGCGAGGGCCCCUGCGCCUGCCCCGACUGCGGCCGCAGCUUCACGCAGCGCGCGCACAUGCUCCUGCACCAGCGCAGCCACCGCGGCGAGCGGCCCUUCCCGUGCUCCGAGUGCGACAAGCGCUUCAGCAAGAAGGCGCACCUGACCCGCCACCUGCGCACGCACACGGGCGAGCGGCCCUACCCGUGCGCCGAGUGCGGCAAGCGCUUCAGCCAGAAGAUUCACCUGGGCUCGCACCAGAAGACGCACACGGGCGAGCGGCCCUUCCCCUGCACCGAGUGCGAGAAGCGCUUUCGCAAAAAGACGCACCUGAUCCGCCACCAGCGCAUCCACACCGGCGAGAGGCCCUACCAGUGCGCGCAGUGUGCCCGCAGCUUCACGCACAAGCAGCACCUGGUGCGGCACCAAAGGGUGCACGAAGCGGCCGGCCGCGCCCCGCCCUCUCCCGACGCGCCCGCCUCGCCCGCGUGCCCCGCCGCCGCGUCCCCGCCCGGCCCGAAGCCCUUCGCCUGCUCGGACUGCGGCCUGUGCUUCGGCUGGAAGAAGAACCUCGCCACGCACCAGCGUCUGCAUCGCAGCGAGGGGCGCCCCUUUGGCUGCGACGAGUGCGCUCUGGGCGCCACCAUGGACCCCGCCGCCGCCGAACCCUUGACUUGCGCGCCCAGCGACCCGGCCUGCGGCCUCGGCACGGACCCAGCGGCGCCCCAGCGCGCCCCGGCGAGCGAGCGGUCCUUCUUCUGCCCGGACUGCGGGCGCGGCUUCGCCCACGGGCAGCACCUGGCGCGCCACCGGCGGGUGCACACGGGCGAGCGGCCCUUCGCCUGCGCGCAGUGCGGCCGCCGCUUCGGCUCGCGGCCCAAUCUGGUCGCCCACUCCCGGGCCCACACCGGCGUCCGGCCCUUCGCCUGCGCGCAGUGCGGCCGCCGCUUCAGCCGCAAGUCGCACCUGGGCCGCCACCAGGCGGUGCACACAGGCAGCCGCCCCCACGCCUGCGCCGUCUGCGCCCGCAGCUUCAGCUCCAAAACCAACCUGGUCCGCCACCAGGCCAUCCACACCGGCUCGCGCCCCUUCUCCUGCCCGCAGUGCGGCAAGAGCUUCAGCCGCAAGACUCACCUGGUGCGGCACCAGCGCAUCCACGGCGACGCCGCGCACCCGGCCUCGGACGCCGACCUCCCGGCCCCGGGCUGGCCCCCUCCCGCCGAGGGGUCCGCGCCCCCGCUCUUCUUCUGAGCCGCGCCGGUUCCUGUGGGCCCCUUCGGUGGCUCGCCUGUGGGAGACACCCCCGCUUUGACAUUCCGCGGGCGGCGAGGAGGAUGUUCACUGUGAACCCUUGCUGGCAAGAGUUCAGGCCCCAGCCCUUGGACAUAGACACCCCAUUGGAAAGCAGACACCUCUGGGAACCCUCUUGCCAAGGACUGAGAGGGGCCUGGGGCUGGGCGGGGAGGGCAGUGUCUUCUGUGUACUUCAAGGUCAUUAAAAUUAGCCUGAAGAUUCUGGGCCUGAUAGAUGAGCUGGGGGAGGCGUCCCCGACUCUUCAUCCGUGGCCCCCCAUCUUAACCUGCACACCACAACCCCUCCCCUUAUGCCCCGGGUCAGUUACAUUUAGCCAAUUACUGGGAAGGGCUCUUCCAAAAAGAUGCACGCGGUGAGUGCCCACUGGAUGGCCCCGGUGAUUUUGGAAACCGCGGCUUUAGUGAGAUGCAGGAUGGCGAAGCCGGCUCUGCGAAUAACGUUUCCUUGAACACGGGCCAGGGUGGUUUUUUCCCUCAACUACUUCAUAAUGCAGACAACUUACUUGAGGACGUGCUGUGCAGCUGGCUGCCAAACCACCACGCUGCUCCCCGCUCCUAGCGCAGGCGGGUCCCCAGGAAGACACGCCAGGG
Talpa occidentalis (Iberian mole) is the source of this 2700-nucleotide messenger RNA. It is a transcript of the gene ZNF467, whose product is annotated as zinc finger protein 467. The record is from RefSeq and is a predicted model, not a curated record. Gene Ontology annotation, biological process: regulation of transcription by RNA polymerase II. Gene Ontology annotation, molecular function: DNA-binding transcription factor activity; RNA polymerase II cis-regulatory region sequence-specific DNA binding. Lineage: Eukaryota; Metazoa; Chordata; Mammalia; Eulipotyphla; Talpidae. The coding region runs from base 260 to 2047 and encodes 595 amino acids. The transcript has 5 exons.